Messenger RNA from Parnassius mnemosyne (clouded apollo), 945 nucleotides. Lineage: Eukaryota; Metazoa; Arthropoda; Insecta; Lepidoptera; Papilionidae. The record is from the annotation of a GenBank genome assembly.
AUGCGUUAUGCGACAAAGAAGAAAUUUUUGUAUUUAGUGUUUAUUAUCUUAGUGUUAAUUUUACUCCUACACGGUGAUAUAACACGGAAAACUAAUGUAUUUAUUGAGAAACGUAAAAUUUUAAGUGUAUUGCAUGACGAAACAUCUGAAAAUUUUACUAGUACUGCCAUUGUUGACUGUGAUUAUUAUGAUAUAAUUUAUGAUGAUACAAAAUUACCGUUGAAUUUAAUAGACGGCGAUAGUGACAUUUACAGAAUAAAAAAAGGUGGAGAAUAUGCUCCAACUGAAUGUAAAGCUAGGUUUAGUACAGCAAUUGUUGUCCCAUAUCGGGAUAGAGCUGAACUCUUGCGAAGUUUCUUAGUAUAUAUGCACUCGUUUUUGCGUCGCCAGUAUAUCCACUAUCGGAUAUAUGUUGUGGAACAAGUGGAUUCACAACCAUACAACAGGGCUAAGUUGAUAAAUAUUGGUGCAGUAACUGCCAUGAGAGCUGGAUAUCCUUGUCUGAUUCUUCACGAUAUUGACUUGUUGCCAAUAAAGGUGGCUAAUAUAUAUGCUUGCACCAAGCAGCCUAGGCACAUGUCCAGCACUGUUAAUAAGUUUAGUUUUGUUUUGCCUUAUCUAAAACUAUUUGGAGGGGUUACUGCGAUUAUAGCAAACCAAUUCAAAAAUAUAAAUGGAAUGAGUAACCGAUAUUUUGAAUGGGGUGGUGAAGAUGAUGAUUUUUACGCUCGUUUGGAGUCACACAAACUAAAACUGUGUAGGUUUGAGCCUGAAACGAGUGAAUACCAUGAGAUUGCACCUAGGCUACAAAGAAAGAGGAAUGUAAGAAUGCAACAAUCAAGGUUUCCAGAAGACAUUGCUGAAGAUGGAUUAAGCUCAUUAAAGUAUACUGAAGUGGCCACAGUUCUCCAUCCACUAUUUACCCAUAUCAUGGUUGAUUUGUAG